This is a messenger RNA of Notolabrus celidotus (New Zealand spotty), 5075 nucleotides long. RefSeq names its product actinin, alpha 4 (gene actn4). The record is from RefSeq and is a predicted model, not a curated record. The transcript is spliced from 22 exons. Gene Ontology annotation, biological process: actin cytoskeleton organization; muscle cell development. Lineage: Eukaryota; Metazoa; Chordata; Actinopteri; Labriformes; Labridae. The coding region runs from base 342 to 3041 and encodes 899 amino acids. Gene Ontology annotation, cellular component: cortical actin cytoskeleton; cell junction; cell projection. Gene Ontology annotation, molecular function: calcium ion binding; actin filament binding.
UGUGUGCCCUGCUCUGCAGCUUGUCUGUGUUCAGAGUGAGCCUGUAGGAGCGGCCGGUUCCUCCCAGCAGCCUCAGUUCAGAGGAAAGCUUUUCUUCUCUCAGCAGCAGUGGGGACUUUGUGCCUGCACACUCCGGAUACUCAUCACAUUAAAGCCUCACUCAGAGCUGAAGAGCCAGACCAGGAGGACUCUCCCCGGGCUCGUGGAUCCCUCCCCUCACCUCUCUCUCUUUUGGGCCUUCGUUCCCUUUUUUUUUUUUUUUUCUCAUCUGUAUUUUUUCCUCCUGAAAGCAUCCACUCCUGACUCUCUCCCUGUGGCGCACUCGGGUUUCUGAAGCUGACAUGGUAGAUUAUCACGCAGCUAAUAACCAAUCCUCGACCGGAGGAGUGCAGACCUACAUGGAGCAAGAGAACGACUGGGACCGGGACCUCCUACUGGACCCGGCCUGGGAGAAGCAGCAGAGGAAGACCUUCACCGCCUGGUGUAACUCCCACCUGAGGAAAGCCGGCACGCAGAUCGAAAACAUCGAGGAGGACUUCAGAGAUGGACUCAAACUCAUGCUGCUGCUGGAGGUCAUCUCAGGAGAACGGUUACCCAAGCCUGAGCGAGGCAAGAUGAGGGUGCACAAGAUCAACAAUGUCAAUAAAGCUCUGGACUUCAUCGCCAGCAAGGGAGUCAAACUGGUCUCUAUCGGAGCUGAGGAAAUCGUGGAUGGAAACGCUAAGAUGACCCUGGGAAUGAUCUGGACCAUCAUCCUCCGCUUCGCCAUCCAGGACAUCUCUGUAGAAGAGACUUCUGCGAAGGAGGGUCUUCUUUUGUGGUGCCAGAGGAAGACCGCUCCCUACAAGAAUGUCAAUGUGCAGAACUUCCACAUUAGCUGGAAGGACGGCCUCGCCUUCAACGCUCUGAUCCACAGACACAGACCUGAUCUCAUCGACUACGACAGCCUCAGAAAGGACGACCCUGUGACCAAUCUGAACAAUGCCUUUGAGGUGGCUGAGAAGCACCUGGACAUCCCCAAGAUGUUGGAUGCAGAAGACAUCGUGGGUACGCUGAGGCCGGAUGAGAAGGCCAUUAUGACCUAUGUGUCCUGCUUCUAUCACGCCUUCUCUGGCGCACAGAAGGCCGAGACAGCCGCUAAUCGUAUCUGCAAAGUGCUGGCUGUCAACCAGGAGAACGAGCAAAUGAUGGAGGACUACGAGAAACUGGCCAGCGAGCUGCUGGAGUGGAUCCGUCGUACCAUCCCCUGGCUGCAGGACAGAACCCAGGAGAAGACCAUGAACAAGAUGCAGGCCAAACAGGAGGACUUCAGAGACUACCGCCGCGUCCACAAACCACCUAAGGUCCAGGAGAAAUGUCAGCUGGAAAUCAGCUUCAACACUCUGCAGACCAAACUGAGACUCAGCAACAGACCUGCCUUCAUGCCGUCAGAGGGACGCAUGGUGUCUGAUAUCAACGGAGCGUGGCACACUCUGGAGGGAGCAGAGAAAGGCUACGAGGAGUGGAUCCUCAGCGAGAUCAGACGUCUGGAGAGACUGGAGCACUUGGCCGAGAAAUUCCACCAGAAAGCUGCCAUCCACGAAUCCUGGACCGAUGGUAAGGAGGCCAUGCUGACCCAGAAAGACUACGAGACCUCCACCCUCUCAGAAGUGAAGGCGUUGCUACGAAAACACGAGGCCUUUGAGAGUGACCUGGCAGCUCACCAGGACCGAGUGGAGCAGAUCGCUGCCAUCGCACAGGAGCUCAAUGAGCUGGACUACUACGACUCAGCCAGCGUCAACACUCGCUGUCAGAAGAUCUGUGAUCAGUGGGACCUACUGGGAGGCCUCACCCAGAGCCGCAAAGAGUCACUGGAGAGGACAGAGAAGCAGCUGGAGUCGAUAGAUGAGCUUUAUCUGGAGUACGCCAAGAGAGCAGCGCCCUUCAACAACUGGAUGGAGGGAGCGAUGGAGGACCUGCAGGACAUGUUCAUCGUCCACAACAUCGAGGAGAUCCAGGGUCUGAUCACAGCCCACGAGCAGUUUAAAUCCACCCUGCCAGAGGCCAACAAGGAGCGGGAGGCCAUCCAGGCCAUCCAGGCCGAAGUGCAGAAGAUCGCCCAGAGCAACGGCAUCAAGCUGAGCGGAGCAAACCCCUACACCACCAUCACACCCGAGAGCAUCGACAACAAAUGGGAAAAGGCGAUGGGCAUGGUGCCGCAGCGUGACCAAGCUCUGCAGGGAGAGCUCAACAAGCAGAGGAACAACGACAGCCUGAGAGCCAAGUUUGCCACUCAGGCCAACACGGUCGGCGCCUACAUCCAAGACAAGAUGGAGGAAAUUGGCAGGAUAUCUAUCGAGAUGAACGGCACUCUGGAGGACCAGCUGACCAGCCUGAAGGAGUACCAGGAGACCAUCAUGUCCUACAUGCCUGAGAUCAACACGCUGGAGGGAUACCACCAGCACAUCCAGGAGGCCCUCAUCUUCGACAACCAGUACACCCCCUACACAAUGGAGCACCUCCGUGUGGGCUGGGAGCAGCUUCUGACCACCAUCGCUAGAACCAUCAACGAGGUGGAGAACCAGAUCCUGACGCGAGACGCCAAGGGCAUCAGCCAGGAGCAGCUCUUCGAGUACCGCGCCUCCUUCAACCACUUCGACAAGGACCACAGCGGGGCCCUGCAGGCCGAGGAGUUCAAAGCCUGUUUGAUCAGUCUGGGCUACGAUGUGGAGAACGACAAGCAGGGCGACACUGAGUUUGCUCGCAUCAUGGGCAUAGUCGACCCUAACGGCAGCGGUGCGGUGACCUUCCAGGCCUUCAUCGACUACAUGUCGAGGGAAACAACCGACACGGACACCGCAGACCAAGUCAUCGCCUCCUUUAAGAUCCUGGCUGCUGAUAAGAACUUCAUCACGGCCGAUGAGCUGAGGAGGGAGCUCCCGCCCGACCAGGCAGAGUACUGCAUCGCCCGCAUGGCGCCCUACACCGGGCCCGACGCUGUCCCCGGAGCCCUGGACUACAUGUCCUUCUCCACCGCCCUGUAUGGAGAGAGCGACCUGUAGAGGAGGAAGAGGAAGAGGAGGGCUGGACAGACAAGGGAGGGAGGGAGAAGAGGAAGUUGGGAGGGGAGGGAGAGGGUCUUUCUGUGCGCAGAGGAGACGCCAGGAAUGGAACGUUUGGAAGAAUUUGAGUGGUUGUGAGGUGCCCCUGCGUGUGUGCCGGUUUAGAGAUCAUCAGACAUGUUUCCGACUCUGAGAUGUGGAUUGGACUGUAGUUUGGUUUUGGCUCUGCAGGAUGUUUUCAGCUGGAGGGAUUAAGGUCAAUUUUUCACAAAGGUUUAUACGAACGGGCUUCUCCAGGGGCAGCUGUGGGACGAGGGGGACAGACGUCUGUAGUGCGGGUCCUUAGCUUCACCCUGUCUGCCUUCAUGGGGUCAACAGGGGAAGGACGGGGGUUAGAACCGGGGAGGGGGGAGGGGCACAAGCUAAUCUGAUACUUAUGCUAAUUUCUGUUUAUUUUAUUAUAAUUUUUUCUUCUUGCCAGGUGGGGUUGAGGGCGUGCAGCGGGGCGGGGCAGCGUGGGGUUUGACGUGGCGACUGGCGAGGUUUGUGUAUUAGAAUCUAGAGAGAUUUAUGCUGCGGGUCAGGGGUCAGGAUGUCGGGAGGGAGGGAGGGAGGGAGGGAGGGGUGUUGACCAACCAGAGAUAAAAUGACAUAUUUACCCAUAAUUCCCAUGUUGCUGGAUAAGGUGACCUGUCUAACCUCAGCUCUUUUCCUCCUCCUGUCUUUGUUUAUUCCUUUUGUUUUCUGAAGCAGGUAGGUGUGGUGGGGACGGGGUCGGUGGUAGGUGUGGGCGGGAGGGGGGCGGGGCUCGGCGCUGUACAUACUUUUUUUUUUUCUCAGUGCGAAGAACGACACACACACACGGUCCCAGGUGUUGGAAAUGAUCAACCCAGGCUUUCCAGUAGAGCAAAGUAGAGACAUUUAUUAGUAAAAUAAAUAAAGGAGAAAACAGAAAAAUAGUGACACACUUCGCAGUUUCUACAGUGGAUAGGUUUGAGCUUCCAGACGUUGUUUUGAGUUUUAUUUCUCAUGUAGAAAUUAAAAAAAAUUCACCUUAACAAAAAGCUGUUGGCCAUGAAGUCAAAGAUAGUAUACCUUCCUCUGUAUAAAUCCCAUGACAGGCAUUAUGAUCACAAAUAUUUACCUCUGUGAAACGUUUCCUUCUGCAUUGGGCGUCAGGUGCUUAUUUAAAUACAAAACAUAAACAUUUAUAUGAUAGUCUAGAGUGUAAAAAAUCAGAUUUAGGCAAGUUUUAUAUUCCAGAAACUGCACACACUUAUAGAAAUACAGUAUAUCAGUGUCAUGGAUGAUUUUGAUUGGCCGAAUGAAAGGUCUUCCUGGAUUUAUAGGGAGCUCCUGAUGUGACCUCUGGAAAAGUGACGAAGAUAAACGUGCCUGUUGGUUUCUACAGCCCUGUCCCUCUCUCUCUCUCUGUCUUAACUUUCUCCCUACCUCACUCUCCAACUCUCUCCCUCCCUUCCUUCUCUCCCCCGCCCCUCCACCCCCUCAUUUAUCUCUGAAGAAAAGGGAAAGAAAAUUUACUGAGGAAAGAGGGAGGGGAAAGAUCAGGGAGGGGUCUGUAUGUAAACAUUCCAUAUGUGCAAAUAAAAAAUAUCAAAAAGGAAAAUUGUUAUGUAAAAAAAAAAAACUAUGCAAUCAUGAUGUGUUCAAUAUCUGAGUUCUUGGGGAAGCUGUGGGCAUCAAUCUGAGGAGGUCUCCUGUCUAAAUUAAACAGAGGAUAUCAGGUUUCUGCAGUGUUUGUGGGCUGUUAGAGGGUGAGGAGGGGGAGACAGAGGGAGGAACAGACAGGGAAGGAACUGAGAAGAAAAGACUUGGACCAAAAGCUUGUUUCUUUUUUCUUUCUCUUUUUUUCCCUGCGAGGUUGGAGAGAAACGAACUCUGGAAUUGUGAUUUUCCUUUUUUUGUACUCUUUAAUAUCAAACCUUAUCUGCUGUACUGGAAACUGCAACGCCUUCUGUCUCUAAUGAUAAGUGAGUUUCACAAAGCACACAUAAAAAGUUUCCUUACAAAAUA